AUGUUCUGGUCGUCUAAUCCCUUCAUCAACAAUGCUGAUAUCACCAACACCAUGAAAUGCAACAGGUUCCAGAAGCUGGUGCAGUACUUCCAUGUUGCGGACUGGUCGACUGAGCCAGGAAGGGGAGAGCCAGGAUACGACAAACUCUUCAAGUUGCGACCUGUCAUGGAGAGCGUCAGCCGGACAUUACAGGACAUCUACACGCUCAACAAGGAGGUCUCCAUUGACGAGGCCAUGAUUGCGUUUACCGGCCGCCUCAGCUUUAGACAGUAUAUGCCCGCCAAGCCGAUCAAGAGGGAACACGGACUUGGCGACAAGGUUGUGAUGAGGCUAGUGGACCACAUCUUCCACUCCUCCCGCUGGUUAUUCUUCAACAACUUCUUCACAGUUAUACCUCUCAUGAAGGAACUCCUGGAGAAGGGCUUCUACGCCUGCGGGACUGUCAGGGUCAACAGGAAGGGAUUCCCGAGCCAGUUAAAGAAACCAGCAGAGGUACGACAGCGCGGAGACUUCAAGAUCAUGCAGAUGGGCGACACCAACCUGACUACCACAGUAUGGAAGGACACGCGACUUGUUCACCACUUGGUCACGUUGAGGGACCCUACCAUCAUUUUACCUGUACAGCGACGAUGUGGAGUCAACGUCCUGCAGCUACAGUCGCCACACAGUGUGAACGUCUACAACAUGUAUAUGGGUGGUGUCGACCUGCAUGAUCAGUACCACGCUUAG
Molecule: messenger RNA, 729 nt
Organism: Dreissena polymorpha
Lineage: Eukaryota; Metazoa; Mollusca; Bivalvia; Myida; Dreissenidae
Product: piggyBac transposable element-derived protein 4-like
Exons: 1
Coding region: 1-729 (242 amino acids)
Source: RefSeq, a predicted model, not a curated record